CUUCAUACCCGCCGCCGCAACACAGCAAGAGGAGCAAGUGUAGCCGUCAAGCGAUUGUCGGUCAAACUCUGUCUUUGUACCACUGUGUCACUUCGCUGUUUAGUGUGCAUAGUUAACCUGUGGCUUGCAUAUUGUGAUAUUGAUAGAAGGAGCUGAUCGUCAAACGCAGAGUUUGUGGACCGGCGACAUGGGCUGCCUGCAAAGCAAAGAGGAUAGAGCCAGCAAGUAUGCGGUAUCAGGAGGUGCUGAUGACGUUGCAAAGUCUCCGACAAAGGCCGCUGGCGGCAGCACCGCGGCCGCGGCCUCCAAGCCCACUGGCGGCAUCGCCAACCUGCCCCGCCCCAAGCUGGAUCCUAAGGAUUUCCGGUUCGUGGAGCUGAAGGGCGAGGCCAAGGUCAAGCCGCCGGGCUCCAUCAACGGGCAGGCCUUCACCAUCGACAACUGCCACGAUUGCGACCUGUACGUGGUGGACGCGUGCGGCCAGGUCACCAUCGACGACUGCAAGAACUGCCGCAUCUUCGUGGGUCCCACCGACGGCGCAGUGUUCAUUCGCAACAGCAGCAACUGCACUUUGGUGGCCGUGUGCCGCCAGCUCAGGACGCGCGACUGCAACAACUGCCGGCUGGCGCUGUACUGCCGCACGCGGCCCAUCGUGGAGUCCUCCAGCAACAUGCAAUUCACGUGCUUUGACAUGAGCUACCCUCAGCUAGCAGACCACAUGAAGCACUCCAAGCUCAGCGCCUUCCACAACUUCUGGUGGCACAUCUAUGACUUCACGCCCAAGGACGGCAACUGGGACCUGUUGCCGGCCGGCAGCACCGCCGCCAGCCUGCUGCAGCCCAUCCCGCAGGAGCCGGCGGACGUGCUGGCCGGCAAGCCGCCCGCGCCUGCGGCGGCGCCUGAGGGCGGUGAGCAGCAGCAGCCGGAGCCCGCACCGGCGUCGGAGCCAGCGGCAGCACCGGCGCCAUCCGGACCGUCGCCUGUGCUGCUCACGUGUGGCGGGCGGGCGGGUCGGCCCGCCGGCAGCUACAUGUUUGCGAUGUUCGAGGGCGGCAAGCAGGACGCGGCGAUGCAGCUGGCGCGAGCGGCGGCCGAGCAGGGCUGGCUGCUGCACACCAACGAGGCCAAGCUGAACGGCGAGGCGGCGGGGCAGCUGGUGGCCGAGGCGGGCUGGGCCAAGUCCGCAGCCAAGGCGCUGUCGGCAGCCGGGACUGCGGCUGUGGGCCUGGAGCUUGUGGUGCCGGAGGCGGAGGCGGAGUCCUUCAAGAAGCGCCUGGCGGAGGCGGGCGGCCUGGUCAGCGCCAGCGAGGGCCCCGGCAAGGCCUUCCGCACCAUGGGCGUGGAUGGGUAGCGCACGUGGGUUGGGGGGCGCCGACGUUUGAGUGAGGAGGCCGGCGGGCGGAGGCGGCGGGCGGGGGCGGCAGGCGGAGGCGAGCCGCGGUGGGGGGAAUGCUGCGUAUCAAGAGGAAUCUGGAGGAGAGUAUCAAGUGCGGGGGCAGCUGCUGGCCAGGCUUUCAGGGCGGGGCCGGGGGCUCCGGGCAGAGUUCGGUUGCCGGGGAAUGGGCGGAGUUGUAUGGGUGGACAUGGACACAUGUUGGGCGACGUCUGCGCGGGUGUCGCUGCACAGCGGUCGGUGGUGAGGGGCAUGCAGGGUGUUAGCUGAGGGGGGGGGGGUGGCGUUGCGGUGCUGUUCCUGGAAGAGACAUGUUCACUUGCUUGCGCCUGUUCUGAGUGCACUUGGGUAACGCAAUGUGUGCGUCCUCCAUGGUCCUCUGUCCUCGUCCCCGUGAAGCAAGUAGACCCCACAGGGAUGCCGUGAAGUUAGCGCUUGACUAGGCAUGGCCGCUGCAGUCGCAAGGUGUUGUCCCGCUGUCGCUAGUCCUGGCCCGCUUGCUGUGAUGCUCGCUACUACACAACAAAGGCAAGGGUUGUCAGCUUUGUUCAGCUGGAAAGGGGCUGAGUCCCGCAGUAUCAGGGAGGACUGACUGUAAAUCGGUACACGUGCGAUGGCCCCACGUCUAUCCCCAUUUGGGGGCCAGGCACGGGCUCGGGCCACCAACACUGGGGCCCCAGUACAAGGCAUGGCCACGGCGGUGUGCAUAUUUCACACACCAUCAAACCACGGACAGGGUCACAGGGUGUCACAGGGUGUUCCUGGGGGGUGUCGUGUGAUGUCGCUGUGCUUGAGCUUGGCACUGAAUUUGAAUGACAACCUGUGAUAGUUUCUUUGAUAUACUUAGGGCCCAGCGUACUUUUGUUCACCAAAUGCAAAACUGCGAGCGCUACUCGCACAGCUGCUGCAAGGAAUGCAGAUGCCAGGACCGCGCUUGACUCAAGUACAUAAUAAAACCACGUAUAUCAUGUUUGCAUAGCUGAUUGGGGUUCGACCAGCUAUCUAGGCAGGCUGUGUGGGGUCGUGUUGGGUUGCAGCGAUGGCCACACGCUCAGAUCCGCAGUACGAAUGAGAGAGCGCUAGGUAUAGUGCGGUUUCGAGGGGUUCCUAGGUGUUCAAUCUUGCAUUCCUUCAGGCUGUAGGGUUGGGAAGUGCUCAGGCAAAGUGAGCCGGUAGUGUCUUGGUGUACGUGCGGCAUGCCACGCUGGGCAGGGGAACGGGUCAGGUUAGGAUGCAAAAACUUAGAUACUGGACAAAGACAAGACAAGACAAGACAAGAAAAGG
Messenger RNA from Chlamydomonas reinhardtii, 2677 nucleotides. RefSeq lists its product as uncharacterized. The record is from RefSeq and is a predicted model, not a curated record. Gene Ontology annotation, molecular function: GTPase activator activity. Bases 188 to 1351 code for a protein of 387 amino acids. Gene Ontology annotation, biological process: post-Golgi vesicle-mediated transport. The transcript has 13 exons. Lineage: Eukaryota; Viridiplantae; Chlorophyta; Chlorophyceae; Chlamydomonadales; Chlamydomonadaceae. Gene Ontology annotation, cellular component: periciliary membrane compartment; cilium.